Protopolystoma xenopodis is the source of this 441-nucleotide messenger RNA. The record is from the annotation of a GenBank genome assembly. NCBI's taxonomy places the organism in Eukaryota, Metazoa, Platyhelminthes, Monogenea, Polystomatidea, Polystomatidae.
AUGCCUCUCGAUGUUGCCGCUCUUCUACUCGCUACAACUUGCUACACACCGACACUUUCCCCUCGGCCGAACAGGCUCUUCGUGUGUCCUGGGUGCCAUGGACAUGUAGGCGCAUGCGGACAGAAAGAGAGGGGACGAGCGAUGCGCUGGGGGCACGGAUUAAAGGGAGUUGCAAGACGGCUUGAUGCCUCGUCCACUUUGUCCGAGUGGGACAAUUGUUCGCAUUCCGAGACGGCGUCUCGACGUGUGGAAUGCGUUCAGGAGGGCCGGAAAUUGGGCACCAUUUCGAAGCAACUUGUCGUCUCUACAUUGGCCAGCAUCUUCUCGGGACUGGCUUGCUUUGGUUUAGUACAAAUUAAAAGGCAACAAAGGAUAAGCGCAACCAUUUGUGGCUGGCCAGUUUGCGGAAAUGCCAGAAAAUCCAACCUCUUCGACACUUGA